AUGUGCCGGAAUACAGUGCGACCUGUUUGGGUCGUGCCCUAUGUGAGCAGCUGCUUCAGGCUUUCGGUGAUAAAAAUAUUAUGUUGGGAUGCCCUUGACCACAAAGUUUACUUUUUGGCUACUCAAGAUAAGAAGCCUGGUCAACAGCACUUAUAUUCUGUUAAGGAUCCAAUUCACGAUGAUACAAGAAUAAUUGAACCACAGUGUAUUACAUGUGACUUAGGCGAGGAUCUUUGGAGUAGUCGAUACUAUUAUACGAACUGUUCACAUUUUGAAGCCUUUAUAACACCAACAUUUGGGGUUUCAACAAUCAAUGGAAUUGAGUUCUACAUUUUGGAGUGCCUAGGUCCAGGGCUACCUGUAUCAGGAGUCCACAUGCACAAGACCCACAGUUUAGUACAAAUUUUAUAUGACACAAGGCCAUUUUAUACAGAAAGGCUACAAAAACUGGCACUACCGUCUCAUCGAUAUUUUGAAAUACCAUUAACGCAUGGAGGACGAGCUCAAGUUCAGUUACUACUCCCACCCAGCUGGCGAGAAGAAUUACGAGAUGCUGCUUUCCCAGUUAUUGUUGAAGUUUGUCAUGUCUGAUGGAAAUGGAAAUGAAACACCCAAAAAAUGGAAAGGUAGAGCAAAUUGAUCAGGCACACCUACACAGGCUCCUAAAUGCAUAUGCACGCAUAUUUUUGAUGCACCCGCCACGAGCACCAAGGGGCGGUCGCCCCCUGGGAAUCAGCAGAUUAUAUCGCCCGAGCGAGCCAAACAAACUUGAAUUUUAUUUUGCCAGCCAAAUCUGGGCAAUUCAGUUCAGCGAUCCAAAUCGUCAUUGGGUAGCUUAUAACAAAAAUAAAAAGUAUAGUUGUAUAGUUUUUAAAAUUUACAACCACCAAAAGAAAUUGUGAAAUACUUGGGGAAUACCAUUUACAAGAAAACAAGCCCUUAUUACUACCCACUGUGGAAACCUGUCUCUGAACUUCU
Drosophila biarmipes is the source of this 978-nucleotide messenger RNA. RefSeq names its product dipeptidyl aminopeptidase-like protein 6. The transcript is spliced from 4 exons. Gene Ontology annotation, biological process: proteolysis. Gene Ontology annotation, molecular function: dipeptidyl-peptidase activity. The record is from RefSeq and is a predicted model, not a curated record. Lineage: Eukaryota; Metazoa; Arthropoda; Insecta; Diptera; Drosophilidae. The coding region runs from base 1 to 591 and encodes 196 amino acids.